This is a messenger RNA of Salvia splendens (bonfire salvia), 543 nucleotides long. RefSeq names its product ethylene-responsive transcription factor 4. Bases 65 to 448 code for a protein of 127 amino acids. The transcript has a single exon. Lineage: Eukaryota; Viridiplantae; Streptophyta; Magnoliopsida; Lamiales; Lamiaceae. Gene Ontology annotation, molecular function: DNA-binding transcription factor activity; DNA binding. The record is from RefSeq and is a predicted model, not a curated record. Gene Ontology annotation, biological process: regulation of DNA-templated transcription.
UCCUCAUCCGCCUGCACUUCAAUUUUUCGAUAAGAUUUUCCAACCAAGAGUAAAUUAAACGACAAUGGCGAUGAAGGAGAAGCCUGCAAGCGCCACUGCCGUUAACGAGCUCCACUACAGGGGGGUGAGGAAGCGGCCGUGGGGCCGGUACGCCGCCGAGAUCCGCGACCCCAACAAGAAGACACGUGUCUGGCUGGGCACCUUCGACACCGCCGAGGAGGCCGCGCGCGCCUACGACGCCGCCGCCCGCAACUUCCGAGGCUCCAAGGCCAAGACCAACUUCACCGACGACUCAGUCGAGGAGAUUCAGUUCCUCCGACAACAUCCGGUGGUGCAAAGCUAUAUGCACCGCUACAUGCAGCCGGAGGACGAGCAUCAAGUAGAGGGAGUUGAGGAGGCCACAGAAUUGAAUCUUGAUCUCAAUCUUGCGCCGCCUUUGGCAGCUUGAAAUUACACUAGUUGUUUUUUAAAUGUACUGACUUUUCAGUGUAGUAGUUUAAUUAUUUUUGGUUUUCAUCAAUCAAAUCUAAGCUUUUGAUUCAA